Molecule: messenger RNA, 2879 nt
Organism: Vitrella brassicaformis
Lineage: Eukaryota; Vitrellaceae
Source: the annotation of a GenBank genome assembly
CGAUUAAUGUCCUGCGUCCAGACGGCCUACCUGCAUAUCUGUCUGUCUAUUCACACACAUAAUCUCCCACACACACACACACACACACACACAGAUGCAACCAGGCCAGUGUAGACCCCAGAUGCGCACACCAACAUCUGCCUACACAUACGACCUCCCAUGGACCAGAGAGAACAGAGAGAACCGUCCCGCUUCUCUCACGGACUCUCCUGAAACCACCACACACAUGUGCAUUACAUCGGCAGGGGCACACGCAUUCACUUACCCUUUUCUCACACUCGGCCGCAGUCACGGCAAUGGAAUGCAGCCGUGCUUGUGCGGUCGAUUUGCCGGACGGGGUCCACAGCGACAUGCCCCUGGUCAUGGAGCGCUUGGGCUUGAGUGUGGGCCGCCGGCUGCCCAGACGGCUCGUCGGCGACGACGGGCUGCCGUGGCCAAAGACGGCGAUCGAGCUCCGCCUGCGUGCUGCAUCGGUGGGCGACUGCCAUACUGAGGGCGACCGCUGGUAGACAGAGCGCCUGGGCUGCUGCUUGGGGCUAGGCAAGUCCUCGGGCAGGAAGUCCAGCAUGUUUUGAAUGUUUGCCGUCUCCUGCUGCUUCUUGGCGAACAGUUCUUUCAGGGUCUUCUCAAAGUCGGUCGAGUCGUCGUCCAACUGACGCGGCAAUUUCUGCACUCACACACAAGGCGCAUAGACGGACGGAUGCACAGCUCCAACUCGGUGAUAUGAUGCCUGCCCACGCACGGACAUUAAGCGCUUCGGUGAGGUCCUUCUGCGCGAACGGGCGGAACUGUUCGGUCAGGUCCUUCACGUCGCUCGUCGCCUGCUUGUAUAUGGUGAAGUCGGCAGCACGGUUCCGGGCCGUCCGAGUCUUGACAGGCGACACAAAUAGGGUCGGAUAAUCUGUCAGCUGACACAGAGAGAGAGAGGGAUGGAGAGGCAGAUACACAUGUAUUUGAGUGAGACACGCUUGACGCCGGCAUCAUGUCUCACGUAUGCACCAACCUUCGCCCAGUCCCUGAUGACUUUCUGUGCCUCAAAGGCGGACACCCUCGGCAGAUCGCCCUCAGAGGUCGAUGUGGCCAGCCCCUGCUGCCGCCUGCACACGUACACACACAUGGGCAGGCCGGCAGGCAUCACCUACAUCACUGCCGGCCAGAUAGACAUCUGUUCACCCACUUCCUGGCUGCCCCGUAGAGAAGCCGCAGUCUGCAAAAAGGGGAGGAAGGGGGGCGAAGAAGAAGACAGCCAUCGUACGAGGAAUGACAACAAUGCAGAGUAAGACGCGGGACGGCCCCGUCAGGUGACUGACCUUCCUUGUGUUGAGAAGAACAUGCGAUCGCUAUACUCCUCCUCCUGGGUGCGAUGUUGUCUUUUGAAGUUGAACUCCAAUGCCUGCAGUCACGCAUUAAUACAUGCAGAACAGCCAUCGAGACGCACUCAGGAUAACGGUAAGGAGCAGUUCUGCUGUUCAAGAAGGCUUACAUUAGCUCUGAGGCGAGGCAGAUACUGAUGCUGCACCGUCCACUCUAGGGAAGGAACAGACAGACAGACAGACAGACAGCAGACGCGUGCACCCUCUCUAAAAGAAGACAACAUCUGGCCACCCCACCCACCAUCCAGCAGGGCCUCUUUCUUCCGAAUCGCCUCUUCAUCUUCGAUCUCCCUGUCCCUCCCCUUGCCCCCCCGUCUCUUGCGAACCCUCAUGAUGCCGCCAUCUGGCCGCUGGGGAGUCUCAGAGUGCGCCGACGAAUCAUAGAUGAGAAACGGAAAAGGCCCCAACGAGUCCAGAAGGGUGCGGGGGUGCGGGGGGAUGCCCUGCUUCGUGAAUGACACGGGUGGCAGGGUGUGGGAAUGACUGCUGGAUACCGAGGCGACUGAGGCCACGCUCGAGUGGCGCUUGCUGCCCGCUGCCGUCCUGAACAACACAGAAGCAGAGGUAUGACGUAUAUCUCGUGAUUAGGAUGGCAUGGCAACAGCUUACGCAGCUCUCCUCGGCAUCAGCAAUGGCGAGUCAGGUCCCCACACAGAGGGCGUCAAGACAUGGCUCUCAACACUGGCCUCCACAAUCGACUGCCCGCGCAUGCGAGCACAACCUCCACCAUCACCGCCAGCUGCAGCAGCAGCCUUUGGUCGCCCCUUCCCCUCACUGCCCGCCGUCUUCUGUCUCGUCUUCGGGCGCUUCUUGCCUCUGGCCGAUCGCGGCGACACAGGCGGUGACAGUCGUGCCUCGGCGCUCAAAUGGUGAAGCAGGAAUCGUUUGCACAGGAAUGAAGCACCUCGCACCUCAUUGCGAGUGGGCGGCCGAGAGGGGGGGUUCUGAGUCCUGCAACGAGCAAGCAGAAUGCGUGAGUCUUGUCCAUCAUUCAACUUGCCACACGCUUACUCGUCUUCGUCUUCUUUCGCCGGAGGGGCGGCUUCAGGUACGUGUGUGACCACCUUUCGUUUGCCACUGUCUGCGAGUGAGCGGGACUUGGGGCGUUUCGGAGGCCCGGGGAAGAAGUCGUCGUCUUCGUCAUCAGCAAUGGGGCGCUUGGGGUAGAAAUCAAACUCGUCCUCUUCCCCCUCUUCCUCCUCUUGCUCCCUCAGGCUGCUGGUCGCCUGAGGCUCGUGCACGAUGACAGCGGGGGUGUUGUCUGCGUCCUCAGCGGCACUCACAGGGCCUUCUUCCGCAUCAUCGGGACGCUCUGUGUCCUCAUCCUCUGCGGGUGAGGCUUCUUCCGGCUGAGCCCCUCCCCCAGUCUCGGACUCGUUGCCAUCCGGGUCAGCACUCAAAGGCUCUUCUGCUUCGAUGGUCUCCUCAGGCACCUCGAGGGCCUGGCAGUGCUCUCUUUUCUCGUCGUGUUCAUCCAUCGGACGCGUGCCCGGCCGAGGCAUCUUG